AUGCCGCACGAAACGCCCACUAUCACCGCACUCGAACCAUUCCAGGUCCUCAGCAAAAUCUUAGAUUUUGCAAAUGAGGACCAGCGAGACUGGUGGCAGAGUACCGGGCCAAUGUUUGCAAAAAUCCUGAAAGAUGCAGGCUACAACAUCCAUGCCCAAUACUCAUACUUAUGUCUCCACCACAAAUGCGUGGUUCCGUAUUUGGGUCCCUAUCCGGCAAACGGCAGGGACCGAUGGAUGAGCAUCCUCAGCCGGUUUGGACUACCUUAUGAAUUGAGCUUGAAUUGCUCUAAUUCGGUCGUGAGGUUUGCAUUUGAGCCCAUCGGUCCGUUAUCUGGGACCGAGCAGGAUCCCUUCAAUGCACAUAUCAUCUGGGAAUGUCUUGGGAAGCUCGCGAAGCUGGGGUCUGAGGUUGAUCUCCAGUGGUUUGCUCAAUUCAAGAAGGAUUUAGUAUUGGAUGCAGAAGAAACGAAGUUCGUUAGAGACAAUGGGUUGGACAAGGGACAAGUCAGGACGCAGAACAAACUAGGCGUGGAUUUGAAAGGUGGGAAGUUCGAGGUCAAGAUGUACAUUUAUCCUUAUCUCAAAUCAGUUGCUACUGGUAUUCCAAUUGAGCAGCUCAUGUUCGACUCGGUGCGAAGAGUGGACUGGGAACGGAAGCUGGAUGACCCGUUAUCCAUUUUGGAAGAUUAUAUCAACUCCCACAAGGACAAGACUCUUUCGGCCCGUCUCAUAUCCUGCGACCUGAUUGACCCGAGUCGUUCACGGAUCAAAAUCUAUGUGGCUGAGCAGACAGUGGACUGGCUGCACCUGGAGGACCUCUGGACACUCGGCUAUCGGCGUCAGGAUCCCAUCACUAUCAGUGGUUUGCGACUACUCCGGGAACUAUGGGAUCUACUCAACAUCCCUGAAGGUCCAUGUCACUUUCCCGAUGGCGGCUAUUUGGAACUUGACUCCAAAGUCAACGAACGGCUUCCUCUGCUGGCCAAUUAUACGCUCCACCCAAAUGACCCGUAUCCAGCCCCACAGGUCUACUUCCAUACAUUUGGUGUAGGGGACGCGGCAGUCGCAGACGCCGUCGCUACAUUCUGUGCCCGAAGAGGGUGGACGGAGAUGGCUCAAACAUACAAAGACAACCUCUUCUCUUAUUACCCUGACGGGGACACCAAUGAGAUGAACCACCUCCAAUCAUUAGUAUCAUUCUCCUACCGAGACCAGAAGGCCUAUUUAAGCGUGUACUUACACAGUUUCGAAACCGGUGGCUGGAGAAAGUCAUGGUCCAGCGAGGCAAUACAGGAACACCUUUAG
Molecule: messenger RNA, 1308 nt
Organism: Aspergillus pseudotamarii
Lineage: Eukaryota; Fungi; Ascomycota; Eurotiomycetes; Eurotiales; Aspergillaceae
Gene: dmaW
Product: tryptophan dimethylallyltransferase fgaPT2
Exons: 2
Coding region: 1-1308 (435 amino acids)
Biological process (GO): alkaloid metabolic process
Molecular function (GO): transferase activity, transferring alkyl or aryl (other than methyl) groups
Source: RefSeq, a predicted model, not a curated record